Messenger RNA from Suillus subalutaceus, 357 nucleotides. RefSeq lists its product as uncharacterized. The transcript is spliced from 3 exons. The record is from RefSeq and is a predicted model, not a curated record. The annotation marks the transcript as partial. Lineage: Eukaryota; Fungi; Basidiomycota; Agaricomycetes; Boletales; Suillaceae.
GAUGACCUUGGCAUUCUUCGUGAGGGGGACGAACCUGCUAUCGAAGAUGUAUUGCGACGGCAGCUCCUAGACAAAGAUCGCGAGAAUGAUAAGCUGAGUUGGACUUAUUCAAGCUUCAAUCAACGAUAUCAACGCCACAACAGGUUACAACAACUGGCUUUGAGGCCACCCAUCGAAAAGAUCCAAGAGCUGGAGAAAGAACAUAAAAAUCUUGAUCUGAUUCUGCAGGGAACUCAGAGACAGAAUGAAAGGUGCAUGGCAGAGCUGGACAGGGUGAAGAUUAGGGAGAAAAUGCUGGAGCAAGCUUUGGCUAAAUUCGCAGGCCAGAAUUGGCAGGUUUACACUCCUGCUAAAUAA